AAAAUAUGACCGAAGAUGAAAAAACAUGAGCUAAUUCGUGGAGACAAUCUUAUGAUCGGGUAGAUGUAAUCACCAUGCAGAGCAGACAGGCUCAGGCGGCAGCAUUUCAAAGCAUUCAGAGAGGUGACCUGCUGUGCCCCAGCUCCUCGUGGUUGCCCAGGACCAUUUUUGGUGUUGGUUGGGCUCUUGGAGGGUUUCAGGUUCCUGCUGUGUAUGGGAUGAUAUUGAUAACUUACCCCCUUGGGACAACAUCUCUUCCUUUGCUGCUUCAGCUCAAACAUACACUGUGAGACCUUUUCUCUUUCUUGCAGCUGGGUUGCCAUCACUGGAGAACUGGCGAUGAGGCCACAGCCCUGAGCACGGAUUCAGCCUGGGACACCCAAGCCCAGCAGCAGCCAUGAGCGGCCUCCUGUCACGCCUGGACCCACGGCGGGUGCCAUGGGGGGCUGCAGGCCAUGCCCUGCGCUCCCGCGUCCUGCGCACCAAGCCUGUGGAGUCGAUGCUGGAGGGCACGGGGACAGCAGGAGGCCAGGGCGCACGGCUGGCCAAGGUCCUCACCACACUCGACCUCAUCUCCCUCGGUGUUGGCAGCUGCGUGGGCACAGGUAUGUACGUGGUGUCCGGCCUGGUGGCCAAGGAGAUGGCAGGGCCUGGCGUCAUCGUGUCCUUCAUCAUCGCUGCCGUCGCCUCCAUCUUGUCAGGUGUUUGCUAUGCUGAGUUUGGUGUGCGGGUCCCCAAGACCACGGGCUCUGCCUACACCUACAGCUACGUGACAGUGGGGGAAUUUGUGGCAUUCUUCAUUGGCUGGAACCUCAUCCUGGAGUACCUGAUUGGCACGGCUGCGGGUGCCAGCGCCCUCAGCAGCAUGUUUGACUCACUGGCCAACCACACCAUCAGCCGCUGGAUGAUCAGCAGCGUUGGGACGCUGAAUGGGCUGGGGAAAGGAGAGGAGUCAUACCCUGACCUUCUUGCUCUGGUCAUUGCCAUCAUCGUCACCAUCAUCGUGGCCAUGGGUGUGAAGAACUCAGUGGGACUGAACAACGUGCUCAAUGUGAUUAACCUGAUAGUCUGGGUCUUCAUUAUGAUUGCCGGGCUCUUCUUCAUCAAAAGUGACAACUGGUCUGAAGGGCAGUUCCUGCCGUUUGGAUGGCCGGGGGUGCUCAAAGGGGCUGCGACGUGUUUCUAUGCCUUCAUUGGCUUCGACAUCAUUGCUACCACGGGAGAAGAAGCAAAGAGCCCCAACACCUCCAUCCCCUACGCCAUCACGGCCUCACUCGUUGCGUGCUUGACAGCAUACGUGUCCGUAAGCAUCAUCCUCACACUGAUGGUGCCAUAUGAUGCCAUCGACACUGAGUCCCCAUUGAUGGAAAUGUUCGUGGCACGUGGCUUCUAUGCAGCCAAGUUCAUCGUUGCCAUUGGAUCUGUGGCCGGCCUGACCGUCAGCUUGCUGGGCUCUCUCUUCCCAAUGCCAAGAGUCAUCUAUGCCAUGGCUGGUGAUGGGCUACUCUUCAGGUUUUUGUCCCACGUCAGCUCUUAUACAGAAACACCAGUAGUAGCUUGUAUAGUGUCUGGGUUUCUUGCGGCGCUGCUCUCCUUGCUGGUCAGCCUGCGGGACCUGAUAGAGAUGAUGUCCAUUGGCACACUGCUCGCCUACACACUGGUGUCUGUCUGUGUGCUGCUCCUCCGGUACCAGCCCGAGAGUGACAUCGAUGGCUUUGUCAAGUUCCUCUCUGAGGAGCACACCAAAAAGAAAGAGGGUAUCCUGGCUGACUGUGAGAAGGAAGCUUGCUCCCCAGGCAGCGAAGGAGAGGAGUUCACAGGCCCACCAACCAACACGUGUGGGGCAAAAAACCUUCCAUCGUUGGGGGACAACGAGAUGCUCAUUGGGAAAUCUGAUAAAUCCACCUACAACGUGAACCACCCCAAUUACGGCACAGUCGACAUGACUUCGGGGAUUGAGGCGGACGAGUCUGAGAACAUCUACCUCAUCAAGCUGAAGAAGCUGAUCGGCCCUCGCUACUACACCAUGCGGAUCCACCUGGGGCUGCCAGGGAAGAUGGACCGGCCCACAGCAGCCACCGGCCACACGGUCACCACCUGCGUGCUCCUGCUCUUUGUCCUGAUGUUCAUCUUCUGCUCCUUCAUUAUUUUUGGGUCAGACUACAUCUAUGAGCAGAGCUGGUGGGCCGUUCUCCUUGUUGUGCUGAUGAUCCUGCUCAUCAUCGUGCUGGUGUUUGUCAUCUUGCAGCAGCCAGAGAACCCCAAGAAGUUGCCCUAUAUGGCGCCCUGCCUCCCGUUCGUCCCCGCGUUCGCCAUGCUGGUGAAUAUCUAUCUCAUGCUGAAGCUCUCCACAGUCACGUGGAUCCGAUUUGCUGUCUGGUGUUUUGUGGGUCUGCUCAUUUACUUUGGCUACGGGAUGUGGAACAGCACGCUGGAGAUCAGUGCCCGUGAGGAGGCUCUCCACCAGAGCACCUACCAGCGCUAUGAUGUGGACGUUGACCCUUUCUCUGUGGACGACGGCUUCUCCUACGCCACCGAGGGUGAGAGCUACCCAGACUGGGGCCCUCCCGAGGACAAGGGCUUCUCAUACCAGCAAAUGGCAGGAGCAAAGGAAAGCCAUCGGACGAGUAGCAGAUCGAAAAGCAAGGGAAGGCACAAACCGUCCUCAGAGGCCCUCAUCGCCAACGAUGAGUUGGACUACUCACCUGAGUAGUGGGGCGAGCAGGGGGACGCCGUGCUGCCAGCCAGCCAGGAAGGGCCUGCGGCUUCCCUGCCCCAUCCUGUCCUCCACCACCACCCCGUCACCUCUGGUCCUCGGGUCACAUGCCGCAACUGCUGCUGACCCCAAACCAAACCCACCCGAGGGCUUUGCCAGCUGAGUCCCAUGCCAGGGAAUGCUGGAGCCCUGGUACCUGCCGAGCCCCAAUUGGCGCCCAGUGGGAGAUGUGCCAAACUGAGGGGGCUCUGAGAGGUGGAAGGAUUCACGUGGGAGGACGAGAUGGGUUUUCCCUGGGGAAUAGUCACCCUAUGGCCACUCCUAUGUGUUUGGCGCUUUCUUAGCACGUGUGCUUUUUCCUCUAACCACCCAGCAGUAAUAGCUUAACCAGAGGGACAGGCAGGUAGGACAUGAAAGUGAACCAGCUUCAUCCAAGGGGGUGGCUCAGCUCAGUUGGCCCCAUCACUUGACGUUUUCAUGGCUGUUCCAGCACUAAGUGUAUGCAACAAGGCCACUCCAUGCUGGUCCCCAGGCCCUGAACCCAAAGAUUGUAAAUACCAGGAUUCAGUCUUGCACUGCUCUAGACAGUCUCAAACAAAUCCUGAAAUCCUGGCAUAGCCAAGCAUCCUGAAUCUGAGCUUGGCCUCUUUUCAGAUCACACCUGACCUAGACUUAUGCAAGCAGACAGCAAACUACACACAGCGUCCCUGAGGUUAAACUGGAUGCUGCUCCCACCACUUUGUCUUUCCCAAAACAGCCAGCCCAUUGUCUGUGAACUGUUGUGGGCACAUCCCAGCACUCAUUCUGGCCAUGCUGUUUCUAACCUUGGCUUGGUGGAUAAUGCGUGAAAAGAUACAAAAAUGCUGCUUGUUCUAAAGACACGUCUAACGUGAAACCAAAAGGAGUGACUGGGAGGGCUUCAGGAUGGGAGUUAGGGUUUGGUAAAAGGACCCAUUAAGCUUCACUCUGGAUCCUCUCCUGCUGCCCAACCUUGCUACACUUCCACAAGCAGAAACCCAAGAGCAUCCCACCCAAAAGCCUCCACGAUGCACAUAAGCUCUACAAUCCACUUGGGGAUCUGUCCUACAGGCCUAUCCCCAGCGGUGCUUGAAGCCCUCAUGAUGCUCACUUGUGCCCCGCUGCUCCCCUGAAGGAUGCCUUUGAGAUACCCAGGAGAGAUGGCACCUGGCAGGUCUGGCUUUAUGCUUUCAGAGAGAAAGAUUGUUGCUGUUUUCCUACCAGCUCUCAAACUAAACCAUGGGGUGGUCAUCCUUGUCCCACUACCGCACGGUAUUUAGGCAUCUGCUGGAUCACAAACAUGUGCCCAAGUAUCCUGCUGAGUCGAAGCCUGUUGUUCCUUUUGCAGCCUUAAUCUCUUGCUACAGAGCAGUUUGCAGUACCAGUGUGUGUUGUUGUGUCCACCUGAGUAUCAUUUGGUGAGAGCCUGAUCCCUUGCUCUUUGGCGUCUAGGCUCCUGUCAUUGUAUCAGCUGAGUGGGGCCCUCUGGCUGCUGUGGUUCCCCUGCAGCCAUCCACCAUUCCUUGUUCCUUCUCCAUCAUUUUCCCAUCCCUUCUCCAUCCAUUCCCCUUCAUCUCCAUCCCAUCCUCAUCCAUUCCCAGGGAAGCAGGGAAGAAUGGCUGCCCACAACUCCAGGGCCACCAGCAAAGGUCAUUUGGUCCGUCACCUCUGGGCAGCAUUGGCCUGGGGCUAGUUUGGGAUGCUGAGAGGAGCCAGGAAGCUGACGCAGGUGUUGCUGUAACCCAAAUAUAUCUCCAUGCCCUAAAAGGAGAUUUUCACGCAGCCACCACAUUACAAAAGAGCAUUGCCAGCACCACCGCCGUCCCGCUCCAUGCCAGGAGCCAGCAUCCUGUUGCUGGAGCCCAAAGCAUGACCCAGAUGGAGCAGAAAUACCUCACAUCCCCCAGACCAACCCAAUGAGAUCUUGGUCCCUCUGCAGGUUGUGACCACAGCAGCACGACCCAGCACGCAUCCUCUGCACAGCAGAGCUCACGCCCCGAGCGACGCCGGUGUCACAGCCCCAGCUUGUAAAUGAUCCUCACUCCUCUCGUUUUGUUUUUGGUCUUUCUGAUGUAGAUCUUGCUUUUUUGCAGAUGGUACUUUCCGGUGUAACAGUUCUCUGCAGUUCUGAUAUGAAAUUGGUGUAUUUGUUAAAAGAGUUUGUUAAAUUAUUUUAUUUUAUUUUUGUGGUUUCCAGAAGCCCAUUGGUGCAUUGUACAAUGGGGUCUUGUAGUGUGUCAUGAGAAAGAAAAAAAUAUGCAGAUAUAUUAUGGAGUGACUUUUAUUUUCAGAUGAU
Molecule: messenger RNA, 5030 nt
Organism: Phasianus colchicus (ring-necked pheasant)
Lineage: Eukaryota; Metazoa; Chordata; Aves; Galliformes; Phasianidae
Gene: SLC7A14
Product: solute carrier family 7 member 14
Biological process (GO): amino acid transport; transmembrane transport
Cellular component (GO): plasma membrane
Molecular function (GO): amino acid transmembrane transporter activity
Source: RefSeq, a predicted model, not a curated record